Globicephala melas (long-finned pilot whale) is the source of this 1597-nucleotide messenger RNA. RefSeq names its product aquaporin 3 (Gill blood group) (gene AQP3). Gene Ontology annotation, molecular function: glycerol channel activity; water channel activity; urea transmembrane transporter activity. Lineage: Eukaryota; Metazoa; Chordata; Mammalia; Artiodactyla; Delphinidae. The record is from RefSeq and is a predicted model, not a curated record. Gene Ontology annotation, cellular component: basolateral plasma membrane; plasma membrane. Gene Ontology annotation, biological process: water transport; glycerol transmembrane transport.
AUGGGUCGACAGAAGGAGCUGGUGUCCCGCUGCGGGGAGAUGCUCCACAUCCGCUACCAGCUGCUUCGCCAGGCGCUGGCUGAGUGCCUGGGGACCCUCAUCCUCGUGAUGUUUGGCUGUGGCUCUGUGGCCCAGGUCGUGCUCAGCCGGGGCACCCACGGUGGUUUCCUCACCAUCAACCUGGCCUUUGGCUUCGCCGUCACCCUAGGCAUCCUUAUCGCUGGCCAGGUCUCUGGGGCCCACAUGAACCCUGCCGUGACCUUUGCUAUGUGCUUGCUGGCGCGUGAGCCCUGGAUCAAGCUGCCCAUCUACGCCAUGGCUCAGACUCUGGGAGCCUUCCUGGGUGCCGGGAUCGUUUUUGGGCUGUAUUAUGAUGCAAUCUGGGGCUUCGCCAACAACGAGCUUAUAGUUUCGGGCCCCAAUGGCACAGCCGGCAUCUUUGCCACCUACCCCUCUGGACAUUUGGACAUGGUCAAUGGCUUCUUCGACCAGUUAAUUGGCACAGCCUCCCUCAUCGUGUGUGUGCUGGCCAUUGUGGACCCCUACAAUAACCCUGUCCCGCCUGGCCUGGAGGCCUUCACUGUGGGCCUGGUGGUCCUGGUCAUCGGCACGUCCAUGGGCUUCAACUCUGGCUACGCCGUCAACCCCGCCCGGGACUUCGGCCCUCGCCUUUUCACAGCCAUUGCCGGCUGGGGCCCGGAAGUCUUCACGACCGGCCGCCACUGGUGGUGGGUGCCCAUCAUCUCCCCACUCCUGGGUUCCAUCGCGGGUGUCCUCGUGUAUCAGCUCAUGAUCGGCUGGCACCUGGAACCACCUCCACCCUCCACCGAUGAGGAGAAUGUGAAGCUGUCCCACGUGAAGCACAAGGGGCAGAUGUGAAUGGGCAGGGGCCUCCCCCUCAACCCCUCUCAUGAGCAUCCUUUGACUGUGCAGGGGCUGCUUCCUAGAAGCCCUCUUCACAACACCCCUCCCAGGCUAAGAAGCUCCUUGUCUACCACCGCCCCUCUAGAAAGCCCCCUUCAGGAUUUUCCAUCCUGAAGGAAAUAGGAUCCAACAGGACCGCUGGCCACUGCCUGUAAGCUGGUGGCACAGGGAGUAGGGCCAAUCUAGUCCUUUGUCUCUCAAAGAGAGAGAAUGGGCAGCAGAUGUGUGCGUGUGCGUGUGUGUGGUUUUCCAGAUAUUCAGGGCAAAGGACCAAGUGGAAAGGAUUCUAUCUGUGGGCGUGUGGGGGAGGCCCGGAGGGAGGGAGGGUGUUGUGUCUGUCUAUGAGUGAGGAAAGCACCAGGGAUCUGCAUGUUUCAGGGGCUCCGUGUGGAGGAGGGUCCAGGUACAUGUGUUUCUUAGUAUGUGUGUGUCUGCUGUUUUUUCUACACAGGGGACUUCUAUAGGCUUUGGGGGAGGUAGGGUGGGAAUAUGAGUAGGGCUAGGAGGAGGGGACCACAGCCCAGAUGAGGAGCUCUAGCUAUUCAUACAUAAGUAAGAGCAGAGUGAUGUGUUUCUGUCAUGAUGGAGGCAUGAGGUGGGUGGGGUGAAGUCCAGGUCAUAAGUUUCACGUUUGCUCUUUAAAAAAAGAAAAAAAAAGUAUAUAUAUAUAUAU